This is a messenger RNA of Aspergillus versicolor CBS 583.65, 1266 nucleotides long. RefSeq names its product putative MFS transporter. Gene Ontology annotation, cellular component: membrane. The transcript has 5 exons. Gene Ontology annotation, molecular function: transmembrane transporter activity. Lineage: Eukaryota; Fungi; Ascomycota; Eurotiomycetes; Eurotiales; Aspergillaceae. Bases 1 to 1266 code for a protein of 421 amino acids. Gene Ontology annotation, biological process: transmembrane transport. The record is from RefSeq and is a predicted model, not a curated record.
AUGGAAGCACUCCAAACCGAUCCCGUGGAGCCACCCGCCCCUCCCCGACUGGCCCUGAAGCUGGCCAGUUCGGGCUUCGCAUUCUUCGUGGCGGGGCUCAACGACGGCAGUCUGGGGGCUCUGAUCCCUUACAUCCGCCAGCAAUAUGACAUCGACACCAACAUGAUCUCCGUUGUAUACGGAACCACUUUCGGCGGCUGGCUGUUCGCCGCUCUUACAAAUAGCUAUCUCAGCCAGUACAUCGACCUGGGCGUCUUUCUCGUCAUUGGAGCGGUCCUGCAGAUAGUUGCUCAUGCUCUCCGCGCCUGGCUCCCCCCGUUUCCGCUAUUCGCGGUCGCCUUCUUCAUCGCGACCCUGGGACAGGCUUACCAGGAACCCCAUGCAAACAAUUUCGUGACAACUCUAAAAGGCGCCCAUCGCUGGCUCGGUUUUAUCCAUGCUAUGUACAUGGGAGGCUGCCUCGCUGGUCCCUUUGUUUCAACCGCUGUCGCGACCGCGGGGAGCACAUCGCAAUGGGGACUCUUCUAUACUGCCCCGUUGGGGGUGGGUGUAGUGAAUCUUCUGCUAGUAUGCGCGGCAUUCCGCGAGCGCAUUACUUUCAAGCACCCUGAUCCUGCCGCUGAAGUGGCCGCGUCUGGGACCUCGCGCCAGAGAGACGCCAGAGUUGAAAUGCAAAAGACUCUCGCCAGCCCCAGUGUGUGGCUUUUGAGCUUGUAUUUUUUCUUCUUUCUCGGCGUUGCGAUCACCGCUGGCGGAUGGAUUGUGGAAUACCUGGUCGAAGAACGUGGUGGCGAUCUCGAUAAAAUGGGUUAUGUCCCGGCUGGCUACUACGGCGGUGCGUUUCUCGGCCGUCUCGUCCUUGCUGAGCCCACGUAUCGUCUUGGAGAGAGACGCAUGAUUGGCAUCUAUGUUGCGCUAUGUCUGGCACUUGAAUUGGUUUUCUGGCUGGUGCCUAAUAUCAUCACCGAAGCGGUCGCGAUCAGUCUCUUGGGGUUUUUCUCGGGGCCUUUCUUUGCUACGCUGUUUGCUGCCGAGAUCCGAUCGUCUGCGCUUGGUAAGUGUUCUACCCUGCUAAUAGCCAAGCUAACAAGUGUAGCGUUUAUCUUCCUUCUCGGACAGAUCGGAGGGGCAGUCUUUCCUGCUAUAACUGGAGUCAUAGCUGCAGAGUCAGGAGUCAAAGUCCUCCAGCCUAUACUCGUGGGCCUACUGGGAGCUACGGGGGUAUCCUGGUUAAUCAUUCCAAAGCCGCGCCUGCAUCACGAUUAA